Molecule: messenger RNA, 3677 nt
Organism: Lolium rigidum
Lineage: Eukaryota; Viridiplantae; Streptophyta; Magnoliopsida; Poales; Poaceae
Exons: 13
Coding region: 1-3348 (1115 amino acids)
Biological process (GO): RNA export from nucleus; protein import into nucleus
Cellular component (GO): nuclear pore inner ring
Molecular function (GO): structural constituent of nuclear pore
Source: RefSeq, a predicted model, not a curated record
AUGUGUGGCCUCACUGAGUUUAUGCCAGUUGCACCUUUUGUUACUAUGGUUUUGUCAUCUUCAUCAAAGCCAUUUCCUUUUGUCACAGCAACAAUAUCGGCAAUGUCAUUUCAGAAUUCGGCUUUACAAGUUGCUGCAGCUAGAGCAUUAUCAAUAUUGUGCUUCACUGCUUACAGAGUCCAACCUCAACUCAUGGAAAAUUGUACCUUUAUUAUUGAUGGUUCAGAGAUUUGGAGAUUGCAAGCUAGUAUUUCCCACAUUCUUGACAAGGAAGAGAACAUUAAUAAUUGUUUGAUCGUGGCUAUAUUCAACCUUCUGACUUCUUUUGUUCGUUAUCAGCCUGCUCUUUUUGUUUCACUGACAGAGGAGCAUGCAAGGAUAAAAGCUGAUCGUAAUAAUUCUGUAAAUUCUCAGAUCAGUGGUUCCUCUGUUCUCAGCAGUUCAAGAAGCAAAUCUAGACUUAUUGAGCAAAUUUUAGGAUAUGUUGUGAAUUCCACUGAGUUCAUGAAUAGAUCUCCUUCUUUAUUACUUAGUAUUCUUGACCUACUUGAGGCAUUAUGGGAAAAUGGUAUCCAGUUCAUAUGCAUAUUAGAUAAGCUCAGAAGUUCUCGAACGUUCUGGGAGAGCUUAUCGCAGUGUAUUUGUGCUACCUUUGAUCGUUGUCUUGUUGGCAGUGUUGUUACUGCUGAUGAGAAAUUUUCUUCAAGGUAUAAUUGCCGGGCUAAAUUUUUUGAGAUCAUGUCACAUGAGUUGUUCUUGAAAGGAAGAUUACUUGUGGAAGCAAAAACUUCUAAUCCUGUUCCAGAACAUACGAAGGAGCAGAAAGAACCUUUUGCAUCUUGUCCAAGCAAUGUUGUGCUCAAAUGGUUUGAUAGUGUUCUUCUGGAAGAUUUUGUCAAACAUUUGUCAAGCAACGGAUACGCGAAGGAGCUUUUUCAUCGUGCCAAGGUAGCUUCAUGCGUUUGCAUCAUCCGUCUAAUAAUGAAGUUGUCCACUGGUGAUACUGCCAGUUUGUCUUUCUCGGCAGUGAAGAAGGUCCAGCUAUUCUCUAGCAAAUUGUUACAACACCAAGCAUUCGUAGCUCUGCUCUCACAAUAUGCCCUUCAUGGCUACAGUGGUGAACAAGAACUUACCAGUUUGGUAAUCAAUGAUCUUUACUAUCAUAUACAUGGAGAACUCGAAGGUCGUCAGAUUACUUCUGGUCCCUUUCAGGAGCUCUUGUGUUUUCUUCUUGAGUUUAAGUGUUUUGAGCGCAAUGCUCUGGACCAACCAUAUAGGGCCUUCCCAGGAGCUACUGACAAUAUUUUGUUUGAUGUUGCACACACUCGGGAUGAUCUUGGAGUUGAACUUUGGACUCAUUCAGAUUGGAAACCUGAAAAGGAAGUAGCUGAAAGAAUGCUGGAUAUUAUGCAUAAAGCAAAUAAGAUGAAGUGCGAUGCUGAUGCAAAGCUUUCCACAUUGAGGUCCUUUACAACAUUUUUAUCUGUCUACAUUGGAACAAGUUCCAGUAAUAAAGUCACCUUAUCGGAUGGAGGGAUUUCCACAACAGCUCUGGAAGCAGCAAUUAGAUGUGCAUGCACAUAUUUUCAGUCAACUGUUGCUUCGCUAUUUCCCGAAGUUGACACCAAUGAGGUUUUGUAUCCCCUAUUGUCUGGGCAAGUGGACUUACUGCUUACUCUUGCCAGGUUCUUUUUUAACCAAGUUAAGCAAACCAAGAACUCUGCUCGUCUCCAUCCAGUUAUUGUACUUCUUAUGAAGACCUCAGGUGCCAGCACAUCAUUUUUGGUUGAUCUCAUGCCAUCUAGUCCUGCUCUUAAAAAACCAGUGAAGUCCCUCCUUGUUCUGAUUUUGUCUCUAUUUGGAUUCAUAUACAACAAGGAUGACAUACAAGAUGUAUCAGGUGAUGUUAAUCUGUUUGGUGAAUCAUCUGUUAUAAGUAUGAGUUUGUUACCUGUGCUCUGCAAAUUGGCUGAGAAUAGGGAUUAUACUGAUCUUGCUGUUGGAUCAAUGGACCUACUAUUGAAGGGCUUUAUACCUCCUAAUGUAUGGUUGCCUAUUCUACAAAAGCAUUUCCGUCUUCAGGCUAUACUGCAUAAAUGUCAGAAUGGUGCAAUAGUGUCUAUUCAAGUAAUUUUGAAUUUCCUCUUGACCUUGGGGCGGACAAAGGAUGGCGCUAAAAUGCUUCAGUCUGCAAAUAUUUUUGCUUUCUUGAAGGUACUUCUGAGUCAGCUGUCUCUCGAUGACUCCUGUUUCAGAAAUUCUUUGAGCAGCCAAGCGAAGGAUGUGAAUAUCUGGGGUAUGGCUCUUGCAAUAGUCGCCUCUCUCAACCAUUCUAUGGAUGAUGAUAUUUCUCGCAACUGUGUUGCAAACAGUACUAUCAGCUUCCUUUCAGGACAAGUUCCGCUGAUGUCGUCUUAUCUAUCUGCACAAAAUGUGGGUACACAUCAUAGCAAGAAAAGGGCAGUGUUGCAACAGUCACAGACAUCACUUUCAGCUCUGGGUUUAACUGAGAAUAUCCUCUCACUCCUGUGUAUCUUAGCAAAAUAUCAUUUUCCACACGACACUAGUAUGAAGGAAGUGGAUUCAGAAUUAAGAGAGAUUAUUAUCCACCUGCUUGCAUUUAUUAGCAGAGGAAAUGCAUGGACUGGUGAUUCCCCAAACUGGAACCCAUCUUUCUGUUGCCCUCCUAUUGUUAAAGAAGAAGUGACACUUCAUGAAGAUCCACCACUCAUCAGGAGCAAUCAUGGAUGGUUCAGAUUUGCUGCAAGCAGUACUCUGUCAACUGCAGCCGUUUCUGCUCCUUCCAAUGCAGCAUUAUCUAUAGUGGUCAGAGACAAGAGUAGUGGAGAUUCUGGUUCUGCGAAACAAACUCGCUUUACUGAGAUGAUAGCUGUGCAGAUUUACAGAAUAGCUUUUCUUAUUAUGAAAUUCCUGUGCAGUCAAGCCAAGGAGGCAGUAAAAAGGGCAGAAGAACUAGAAUUUGUUGAUCUUGCACAUUUUCCUGAACUUCCCAUGCCAGAUAUUCUUCAUGGUCUGCAGGAUCAAGUGGUUUCUAUUGUUACUGAAGUACUGGAAGCAAAUGUAUCGAGCACUCUCGUCAGUGAGACAGAUAGGGUAUGCCAUCUUCUGUUGGUGAUCCUUGAAACAUCACUUUAUAUGGAACUGUGCGUGUCCCAGUCAUGUGGCAUCAGACCCGUACUUGGUCGGUUUGAAGAUUUCUCCAAGGGAAUUAAGGCUAUGCUUCAUGCUUUGGAGAAACAUUCUGGUUUUAAACCAUUGGUUAGGUCACUUACUCAAAUUACGACACUUCUGUAUCCUGGGCUUGCUCAAAGCAACUUCCUCAUCUAAUCCUUGUAAAUUGUAAUUUCGGUGGCUAGUAAAAUCUUCUUGCUAAGGUUUAUAGAUGGAAUUGCUUACUUGUAAUGUACAUUUAUGUAUGUAUCCACCAAGCACAAGCAUCUAACGUGAUGGCAGUAAGACAUCGGCAGCAGGUCGGAUUGUGGAAGUCUCAUUGACCUGAUUUCCAUUGAUACUGGGUGUAGAGCUAGACACGUGUAGGAGGAAAAAUGCUAUACUGAAGUUGCUUUAUUGUCGAUUAAUGUUGCCAUAUAUUUCCCUACAACAGUUUUAUUGUCCGUCAUUGUGGCCCUGGCUGAUUCAAUGUUGAACAUUGUGAG